AUGAAAGAAGAUCACAGACACGGUGAAAGGCUAAUGGCCCAAAAGCAACUGAGCGGCUUGCAUUAUAUCAUAAUUUUAUACCAAAGCUUGUUAAUCUUUCUUUGGAUUCUCAUUCUGUUUGUCAAACACAUUAUAACUUAUGAUGUUUUUUAUCGAAAUCUUUUAGGUAAUUCUGAUUUAGAUCGCACAAGUCAUGAAAAUAAGAGAUCUCGAAUUGACUCUAGUUCUACUUCUGAAGGAAUAAUUGCCGAGAAUAAAGUAGCAAGUAGAAGAUCAAAGCUAGAAAUAUUGGAAUUAAAAAAACGAAUAAAUGAGUAUUGUGAAGAAAUAAUUCAAUUAAAAGGAUCAUAUCAAGAAAAAUAUAAAGAAAAUGAGGAACUUAUUAAACAAUGGAAUUCUCGGAAUUGCGAUCAGCAUAA
Messenger RNA from Dentiscutata erythropus, 419 nucleotides. The record is from the annotation of a GenBank genome assembly. Lineage: Eukaryota; Fungi; Glomeromycota; Glomeromycetes; Diversisporales; Gigasporaceae.